UAUUAAGAACCUAAAAUGAACGAAGAAAACACAAUCAAACAUGCACGCGAAACACAUCCGAGAAAAAAUUAGGCAAAAGCUCAUCGUAGGUGAAGCUUUCAACUCUGAAUCUGUAGGCCUGUGCCAUGUGUUGUUGGUGCUGCUGCCUUGAGUGCAUCCAUAACAUCCCUCCCAUCAGCCUCAUCUUCCACCACUUCUCCGAUUCGCUCCCGUCCUCAGCUCCGGGAAGAGAAGAGGAAGAAGAAGAAGAAGAAGAAGCGCCUGUCACCUCCAUGGCUUCCAUCUCUGUCCCAGACCCAGUCCCUGCCCCGACUGAAGAUGCAGAGAACAUACGGAAAGCAGUAGAAGGAUGGGGGACGGACGAGAAGGCGCUGAUCGAGAUACUAGGCCACCGGACGGCGGCGCAGCGCGCGGAGAUCGCGGUGGCGUACGAGGGCCUCUACGAUCAGCCUCUCAUCGGCCGCCUCCAAGACGAGCUCUCCAGCCACUUCCGGGGCGCGAUGAUGCUGUGGACGAUGGACCCGGCGGCGCGGGACGCCAAGCUGGCCUACAAGGCGCUGAGGAAGAAAGGGGGAGACCGCCACGCCUGGGUGCUCAUCGAGGUGGCCUGCGCCUCGUCUCCCGACCACCUCGUCGCCGUCAGGAAGGCCUACUGCUCCGCCUACGAGUCCUCGCUGGAGGAGGACGUGGCCGCCUGCUCGCUCUACAAGGAUCCCCUCAAGCAGUUCUUGGUGCGGCUGGUGAGCUCGUACCGGUACGCCGGCGGCGAGCACGUGGACGACGAGCUGGCGAGGGCGGAGGCGGCCGAGCUGCACGGCGCGGUGGUGGCCCAGAAGCAGCCACUGCACGGGGACGUGGUCCGCGUAAUCAGCUCCAGGAGCAAGCCGCAGCUCAAGGCCACGUUCCAGCACUACAAGCAACACCACGGCAAAUCCUUCGACGAGGUACUUGAAGGAAAUCGCAACGACCAGCUCUCGGCUAUGCUGAAAACCGCGGUUUGGUGCCUGACAACGCCUGAGAAGCAUUUCGCAGAGGUGAUCCGGAACUCGAUUGUCGGGCUGGGCACUGACGAGGAGUCCCUGACGAGGGGGAUCGUCUCACGGGCCGAGAUCGACAUGAAGAAAGUGAAGGAGGAAUACAAGGCUAGGUUCAAAACGACUGUUACCAACGACAUCAUUGGCGACACCUCAGGAUACUACAAGGACAUCCUGCUCACCCUCGUCGGGCCCGAGUAGCCAUCAUGGAAUGCUCGGAGGACGAUGAUUGGACAUUGUGUGCAUCUUUCCUAUUUCCUUGAACAGAAUGGCAUCCUGCUCUGUAUGAUCUAUCUAGGGAUUGAAAUGUAGAUGUACUGAAUGAAUAAGAACCAUGAUCAUUCAUUUGCUGUACUCCA
Messenger RNA from Brachypodium distachyon (stiff brome), 1393 nucleotides. RefSeq names its product annexin D3. The record is from RefSeq and is a predicted model, not a curated record. The transcript is spliced from 6 exons. Lineage: Eukaryota; Viridiplantae; Streptophyta; Magnoliopsida; Poales; Poaceae. The coding region runs from base 126 to 1235 and encodes 369 amino acids. Gene Ontology annotation, cellular component: cytoplasm. Gene Ontology annotation, molecular function: calcium-dependent phospholipid binding; calcium ion binding.